This is a messenger RNA of Aureobasidium uvarum, 828 nucleotides long. The record is from the annotation of a GenBank genome assembly. Lineage: Eukaryota; Fungi; Ascomycota; Dothideomycetes; Dothideales; Saccotheciaceae.
AUGGCCUCCUCCCUCUCUUUCUCUCUAGGUGGCUCCUCUACAAAAUCUACCCAGCGACGCUCUCCGCCACCCACCAAAAGAACAAACGGCACGAAACGCGACCAUGCCGCGCUGCUCGAUGAUGCAAGCGACGACGAAGAUGCCAGCCAUGCGAAACGACAGACCAUUACACACUUCGACACUACGGCUGGAGGCGCUGUAGAUGCCAAGGCACCCAAGAAGGAAGAAAAAAAGCCACUGGUCAUCUCAGCACUCGCAAACAGGGACUGGAGGGAAGCAUCCAAACGACAACGAGCCCAGAAGUAUGGCAUUACCACCGAACAACUCGAUGCGCGGAAAGAGUCGGCGCAAAAUGCUGAAGGAGCGGACAAAGUGGUCAAAGAGACGGAUGCCGUCAAAUAUGGAUUGAACGUCUUUGCGCCUACCGUUGCUGCGUCUGCAGAGGAUACGCAGCAAGACCAUGAACCAGAACAGCAAGAGCAGAACAAGCCAGAGCUGCACAAAACAGCAGACCAACUCGCCAUCGAUGCCCUCACGGGCGUUGCUCCCACAUCCACUCUCACCAUACCCGCCUCGGCUGUAACAGAAGAAGACGCCUUCAACGACUCCUACCACUCCGCCCCUCCAGCGCCCUCACUAUCCGACUACGCCGCCGUCCCCGUAGAAGAAUACGGUGCAGCAAUGCUACGCGGCAUGGGUUGGAAAGGCCCCUCCUCCACUCCCUCCGCCCCUACGAAGAAUGGCAAAAAGCUCUCCCACCCGCAAAAAGACCUGCCUUGUUGGGCAUCGGUGCCGACCCAAAUGCGGCAGCCCAAGCAGAAGAAUUAG